Molecule: messenger RNA, 1097 nt
Organism: Puntigrus tetrazona (Sumatra barb)
Lineage: Eukaryota; Metazoa; Chordata; Actinopteri; Cypriniformes; Cyprinidae
Gene: tcf15
Product: transcription factor 15
Exons: 2
Coding region: 231-782 (183 amino acids)
Biological process (GO): regulation of transcription by RNA polymerase II; developmental process
Molecular function (GO): protein dimerization activity; RNA polymerase II transcription regulatory region sequence-specific DNA binding; DNA-binding transcription factor activity, RNA polymerase II-specific
Source: RefSeq, a predicted model, not a curated record
CUUUAGCCGCUCACGCAUGGAAUGACUGUAAGGACGCGCGUCAAGAGGAUCUUUUAACAUGUGACGAGAUCGUUCAACAGCUGAAACACACAUCAGGGUUUGAAGAUGCAGUGUUUGCGUGGCUAGUGCUUGACAACAACCCGUCGUCUCAUUUUGGAUACUUUGGAUACUUCCCUCUCUAUUUCAUCGAGCUAUUUUCACUCAGAUCGGAGUUCAAAUCAUUUUUAGUGAUGGCAUUUGCCAUGCUGCGGCCCAUGGCGACUCAUCUCGCGUACCCGGAUGUUGCCAUGAUGUCCGAGGAUGAGGAGAACCGCAGCGAGAGCGACGGCAGCUCGGAGCAGAGCUACGGCUGCUGUCCCAGCGCGGAGAAACGGCGGCGGAUGUCGCGCAAGUCCACGGUGAGCAGUGUGGUUAUAGUAAAGCAACGGAACGCGGCGAACGCUCGGGAACGCGACAGGACGCAGAGCGUCAACACCGCCUUCACAGCGUUACGGACUCUUAUUCCCACCGAGCCGGUGGACAGAAAGCUGUCAAAGAUUGAGACUCUGCGCUUAGCCUCCAGUUACAUCUCACAUCUGGCCAAUGUUCUCCUGAUAGGGGAUGGAGGAGAGGACGCGCAGCCGUGCGUGAGCGCGGUUUACAGCGCGCAGGGGGAAAGCGGAGGGAAGCAGCCGCGCACCAUAUGUACUUUCUGCCUCAGCAGUCAGAGAAAAGGGAUCAAGGACGGCACUGACUGUAUCCGCAUGCGGGGAAUCGCUUCACUGCGCGUGACGCGCCGGUAGCAGCAGCGGCGGCAGCGCGUGAGAUGAAGCCGCAACUCAGGGAGCGUGAGAGGUGAGCGGGACUCCUCGCGACGGACACUUUCGGAAGGCUCGCCGUUCAAAAAAAAAAGAGUUCAUUUGGAGUUUUUGUACUUUUUCUUUGUGUGUUUUGUAUAGAGAUAUGAACAUUUUAAAAUGCAGUGCAUAAAAUAUUUUUUUCUUUUUUUCGUUGUUUUGUUUUUGUUUGUUUUUUUGUUAAAGAGAAUUUAUGGCUACAUUUUAUACACCAAUUGUGAAAACAUAAAAAAAUGGUGAAAUAAAAUAUAUUUUUUCAAA